AUGGAUCCCAGGACGUCUUGGAUACUCCAGGAGCACAAGCGCCCUGCCGCUGCCAAUCCCCUGUGGAUGCACAUUUGGGAAAACUCUCAGGGAUACGCGAACGACAACCACCUGCAUCACCAGUGCAACUAUGCGACGCAAAACGCUUACAACUCCCCGGACUUCAGCGGCGAGUACUGCACAAGUGAAGCCACCAGGACAGAUCUCGUCUUCAGCGAUGUGUCGAAGCGAGACAGCAGCGCGGAGCGGGGAAGCGUCCGGAGGAAAGGCUCUCUCUCGCCGUCCUCAUCCUCCCUGGACUCGGAGGCAGAGAGUUCAUCGCCAUCCAGCUCCACGUUGCACAUAGACAAUUUAAUCCCCGCGGAAGAUUCGACUCGAUUUGUGCGUUAUGACGAGCAUGAGUUGAACGAGAUGAACGUCAGGCGUCCCUCCUGUCGCAGCAUGCAACAUUCUGCCACCGGCCACACCCCCACGGGACCGAAGCACCCUCAGCCCGGGACCAAGCAUCACCACCAGCCCCUGCACCACUGCACCGGCCGGAGAAAGCACUUGAACCGGGCCAACACGUUCCACGGCAUCCAACCGCUCCUGGCGUACGGAUGCAAUGGACACUACGUGGGUUCGCCCAGUAGUAGUCUGUGGAAGACGCGCCGCUACAGUCCAGGCGUCAAUGGGCUCCAUGAAGAAAUCGUGGACUUUUUCAACUUUAUGUCACCAAGACCUGAAGAGGAGGCCAUGAGAAGAGAUGUUGUCAACAGGAUAGAGGGUGUCAUCAAAGAUUUGUGGCCUUCUUCCAAAGUGGAGAUAUUUGGCAGCUUUAGUACUGGACUCUAUCUUCCUACAAGUGACAUUGACCUUGUGGUCUUUGGAAAAUGGGAACACCCUCCACUGCAGGAACUGGAACACGCUCUCAAACAGCACAAUGUGGCUGGCCCUUACUCGAUCAAGGUCCUGGACAAGGCUUCUGUUCCAAUCAUCAAGCUGACGGACCAUGAAACUGAGGUGAAAGUCGAUAUAAGCUUCAAUGUUGAGACUGCUGUAAAAGCUGCCCAGUUCAUCAAGAGUUAUCUAAAGAAAUAUCCUGUUCUUCCGCCUCUCAUUUUUGUUCUGAAGCAGUUUCUUUUGCAAAGGGAUUUAAAUGAGGUGUUCACAGGAGGCAUUAGCUCUUACAGCCUUAUACUAAUGGCCAUCAGCUUUCUGCAGCUGCACCCUCGAAUAGACACGCGGCGUUCCAAUAUCAAUCUGGGCAUCUUGCUCAUUGAGUUCUUCCAGUUGUAUGGUCAUGAUUUCAACUACAUGAAGACUGGUAUAAGGGUGAAAAAUGGAGGCGCCUACUUAAGCAAAGAAGAAAUGCUUCAAACUAUGGGCAGUGGAAAUCGGCCCUCCAUGCUCUGCAUAGAAGACCCUGUUCAACCAGGAAAUGACGUUGGCAGAAGUUCAUAUGGUGUCCUGCAGGUCAAGCAAGUGUUUGACUUUGCCUACAUGGUGUUGACUCAUGGGCUGUCGCCAUUAGCACGUGCUUAUCCAAACAGAGAUUACGAUGGGACCCUGGGACGCAUCAUCAAGGUCAGCCCAGAAGUGCUGGCCUAUAGGGACUGGACAAUCAAGAAGUGGGGAGCUAAGAAUUAUGCAAAACAUGAGAACCUUGCGGAUGUAGAAACGUGUGAACAAGACCUUGCAAGGCUUGUGUUGGUUUCUAUGGAUGAGCAGAGGGACACAUGUUCCCCACUGAGCGCUGACUCGUCCUCACCCUCUCCGGUCUUCCUCCCGAGCCCACAUCACUCAUCCUCAUCUUCUGCGUGCUCUUUGUCGUCCUCUUCAGGGAGUGACGCUGAAUCUGAUUCUCCUCCAAACACAACUGCUGCGAUCCACCCGCUACACCCACUCACUCUGGCCUCUGUCCACUCUGUUAUCCAGAUGGCCACGGACCUAAGAACUGCACUUCCACCUGGCUUUAUUCCUGCUACACCUCAGGUUCAGAUGCCCAUUCAUGAAGGCUUGAACAUCCCCUCAAUAGAGUGCCAAUUCUUCCAUGAUAAUCCUUCCAUUGGUUUGAUGCACCGACAUGCGUCACACGCUGCACAGAUGUCUCCACACACGCUGUCGCCUAUUCACCAGCUUCAGCACAGUCAUCUCGAAGGCCACCACUACCCCAUCAGGUGUGAACUUCCAGAGGUUGGCCCAAUUCGCAUCAUGUCGUCUUGA
Molecule: messenger RNA, 2205 nt
Organism: Knipowitschia caucasica
Lineage: Eukaryota; Metazoa; Chordata; Actinopteri; Gobiiformes; Gobiidae
Source: the annotation of a GenBank genome assembly